Molecule: messenger RNA, 1768 nt
Organism: Astrephomene gubernaculifera
Lineage: Eukaryota; Viridiplantae; Chlorophyta; Chlorophyceae; Chlamydomonadales; Astrephomenaceae
Source: the annotation of a GenBank genome assembly
UAUUUAAUAUAUAUUUAUAUGGUGAUUGGGUCUUACAAUCCUGCUCAUUUUCAUCAACCCAUUAUGCAACACUUGCGUUCUCCCGCCCACCAAAUAGCGUCUCGCCUUCGGAACACAGCGCUUCGUCGAACCCAUGUACUCGUAGCAUCACAGCAGCGACAGCAGAAUGGUGAUACGGAUGGCUCUUUCAAGGUGCUUCACCUGAUGCGCCACGGGGUCACGGAGAUGAACGACUACCUUGCAGUCAACCGCUAUGAUGCUCCCGAUUUCGUAGACCCGCUGAAGUACGACACGGUCCUCACUGCUCGGGGGCGGGCGAGCGCGCAGGCAGCAGCCAGCGUGGCGGAGCGACUGAGUCCCCCGCCCGAGCUGCUGCUGGUGUCGCCCCUCACUCGGGCGCUCCAGACGGCCCACCUGGCCUUCAUGCCGCACUACCGGGGCCCGGUGAUGGUCGAGCCACUGGCGAGGGAGAGGGUGUGGCACGCCUCCGACAUUGGCAGCAGUCGCGAGCAGCUGCAGCAGGCCUUCCCGGAUGGCAGGUUUCCGCUGAACACGCUGCCGGACGUGUGGUGGUAUUGCGUGAAGCCCGAGGACCCGCGCGCCGUGGGGCUGGAGCCGGAAGCUCUCUUCCGCGCUCGCAUCGCGGCGCUGCGGCGGCUGCUGGCUGCCCGCCCUGAGCGCAGCAUCGCGCUGGUGGCGCACUGGGGGGUGCUGCAUGAGCUGACGGGCGGGGUGGAGUUCGCAAACUGCGAGAUCCGGAGCUUUGCCAUGGAGACGCGGAGGGCAGAGGUGGCGGCAGCCGGGGCGCGGCAAGAAGGAGCAGGGGGAAGUGCUGAGGGCGGGCAGAAACGGUGUGACGGGGUUACAGAUUGCGGUGAUGGGGGUGAGGGUGGAGAGGUGGAGGUGAUGAUUCGGGAGCUGCGACUUGAAGAGCAGCGGGAGCAAGCGGCUGCAGUGGUGGGGUAACCCCCGGAUGAGAGAGAAACCGAUUAGUACCGAAUGAGGGCGGGGAAGGGGACCGAACGGAGGUGCGCCGCGUCCAAGACUGAACAGCACGACGGUGGGGUGAGCGCAUGGGCUGGUGGUGGUGGGUUGGGGCAGGAGCUGUGACAAUUGGGUCUUUAUACGGUAUAAUGAGCCCAUUGUGUGCGGGGACAAGAGGGUAGGUAUGCACACUCAGGGAGUCUGCAGGUCUGCACAGGUGGCCUACAUUUAUGUGUACAUGUGCCUUCACUUGGAUGUAUGUAUGCCUUUACACUAUAGCUGCGGAAGGCUUGCGAACCAGGGGUUGUCAUCAUAGUUCUGCACAACUGAAUUCUUACUUAGGGUAUCUAAUUAUGGUUUGGGCACCCGUGCCUAAACAGAAUGCGUCGUGGCCCUGUGAUGGCAAGGGGGUAUCACAGCAAUAAGCCCUUAUGUUUUCACGUGUCCUAACACCAUAUAACCCUCGCUGCCACAUGGCUGUGGUUCAAGGAGAGGGGCUGUAUGUCUGGUGUACGUUUAGGUACUAUCCUGCGAACACUGUUUGUUGAAUUACCGGCACUGAGGAGAGGAGAGGAUCCAUUGUGUACUGCGCUUGGCUCCUUUGGCUCCAUUGGUUGGGGUACCUGCCGUACACGGCAGCUUUUGUGCUUGGGGUACACACGUACUGCUAGAGCUGGGGUGCAUGUGAUGCUGAUGCUGUAGAGGGGUGAAGAGCAGUUGCCACCAGUAGAGUUGGCAGUACUGUAAAUGUGAGAGAACAUGUACGGCACCGUAUCUCAUUGUA